AUGGUUGCCGAUAGGCGCAAUGAAGACCCUCUGCGCUGCACAAGCGCGGGCAUCCGAAUAGAUGCACCCCGGAUGCCACCCCCUCAUGCGGCGCCUUGCUUUUUACGCAACCUGUGGGGCAUUGAAUUCAGCUGGGGGAACCAGAAGUGCACAUGUCUUCGUUUGGCGGCGGGCGAGGAGCAAACCAGAACGCGCGCGGGAACCGUGGCAACAAUCGCGGAAACAAUCGAGGAAUUAGAGGAGGAGGAAGCAACAAUGGGGACCAGCGUGGACGAGGUCGAGGUCGUGGAGGUUGCGGCGGAGAUCAGCCCUUUCGAGGAUCGAGCCGUGGGCGGGGGAGCCCCAGCCCGGCACCGCCGCCCCGUCCUGACAGGGCACCCCGCCAAGCGCCCUGGCGUUGCGGAGUCAGACGUGCCGCAAGGGGAGGUGGAAGAGGUUGAGUUCUUUACGAUGGAGGGACUAUCUAUCGGCAACGGCAUGCAGAGGAGCGCCGACCUCAACAUGAAGCCUAGCGAGGUGCACAACCACCUCAAGGUAUUCCUGCAGCGGCAACAAUCCCUCGCACUGGACUCAGCGUAUCGGGUCGAGAGCUUCGUCAAGAUCUUCGGGAGCGUCAACAAGCGCAAUCCGCAUUGGAACACGGACUAUGCGCAGCGAUUUCUGGAUACCGUUGUCAACGGUGAUGCACUGCUCCUUGUUGCUCAAGUUCUGCAAUGGGAUUCAGUCUCGUGUGCUGCGACAACGUCCGGGCGUAAUCUGUCGUUUCAGAAAGGGUACUUCCCCCUGAUCGAGUUCUUCGCUUGCGAUAUGGUAUACAAGACAACGAUGUCCCAGAACGUCAACAAGCUUUUCACUGUCGUCAAAAACGGCUACGAGAAGAUCCACGACACUUUGUCGACAAACGUGGAGGCGAUGAUCACCGCACGGAGCUGGGCAGGCGUUGCGGGCUCGCAGCAGAGCCCGCUAGACGGCAUCCUCGUAUUCGAAGUCCUGACAACCUUCUACACCGAGUUCUUUGCUCGCUUCAAGAGCGCAGUCCGCGACUACCCGCAGAUCCUUACCUUCGUGGAGAACCUGGCGUCGUGGUUCAUCGUCUGGCGCGACGGUGUCAAUACCCGCACCUUCGCCGACCCCAUCGCCUCCAGCCCGCAGGACAUUCGCGGCCCUACGCUUGCGCAUAUAGGCAAGGACGUCGAGCGCCUGCUCUCCGUCGUCCAGCGCGAGUUUGGCGUCGCAGAGAAGCAGAGGCGGUCGGGACGCACUGGGGGCAUUUCACAUGUGCAAAGGCAGGACGCGCUCGUCGCCCAGCUUACGCAGAGCUACGACGCGCCGGGAGCCCUGCGCGAGGAGGGCAUACGCCACGACAACGACUCGGCCGUGAUUCAGGAAAUCAGGAUCGCGCCUACGCACCAGGAACUGAUGUGCCCGGUAGACCCUUACCUUCCGUACUUCGUCGCCAAUGCGCCGCACCAUCUACCUGCCAAUUCGAUGCAGAAGCACCUGGAUAUUCAGUUCCGCUUGUUGCGCGAGGAGAUGAUCUCAACUGUGAGGCGGUCGGUGAACGUCGUCAUGGAUGAUUUACACGAAAUGAGGACCUCAGCGCUGCGUCGAGGCCAGCAGCAGCGAACGACUCAGCUCGCAAACUUGUUGCGAACGGGUGGCGGCUCGUACCGCAGCAGUGGUCACGACUCGGUCUUCUUUCACCUUUACUCCGGCGCCGAAUUCUCGCCCGCAAAGGCCGAGCGCCAAAAGCUUACGGUUGGCCUGCGUGUCGACGCUCCUCCUGGCGCAGCUCGCGACGAACACCCGCAGAAGCGAUUCGAGUAUUGGGAGCACAGCCGGCGUCUGUCCAGCGGCAACCUGAUCGCCCUCGUACUAUCCUCCAACGACGAGAAUCGCAUCUUUCUGGGCACCCUGCAAUCCAACGGCGAGGAGAUUGGCGAGUCCGCGCGUGCGAACGCCGGGCGAAUUGAAGUUCGGGUCUCGUUCUUCGACGCCGAGAUUGAGCUCUACGCACUGCGAAACGAGGCGAUCUCGAAUGUUCAGCAAGGGAAGUACGCGUUCCUCGUCGACAACAGCGUCUUGUUCGAGUCGGCGCGCCCAUUUCUGGAGACGCUGCAGGCCGCGGAGCCGACAGCCAUACCGUUCGCAGACUACAUCGCAAGGGAGGGAAGUCUACAGGGUGUUCCGAUGCCGCCGCCGCGGUACACGCGCGCGCCUGGGUUCCGCUUCGACCUUUCGUGCUUGAUGAACCCUGGGGCGAACAUAGAUCGCUUGGAUACGCAGAACGCUGCAUCGAUUGCUCGAGUUCGACAGCAACUCAUCGACGGAAGCUACCUGGAUCACUCUCAAGCACAGUCUGUAGUAGAUACGCUGACGAGAGAAAUCAGUUUGAUCCAAGGCUUUACAGGAAAGGAACUUUUGCGGGUCCUGUUCAAGAACAAGAUCAAGCCCAUUGUACUGAUCGCCUAUACCAACCACGCGCUGGAUCACAUGUUGAGAUCUGUGUUGGACGCCGGCAUCACCACGAACAUCGUCCGCCUGGGCUCUCGAUCCACAGAUGAGCUCGUGUCGCAAUACAAUUUAAACGAGCUUGAGAGGGUUGCCGGACGGACAUCGCUGCACAGGACUCUUCAACGCGAGUACGCGAUCAUGAAGGAAGCGCAGGAGAAGAUGGACAACGUCAUGGACACCAUCCAGGUACCCUUCGUGCACUGGUCAAAAGUCAAGGAGUAUCUCGACCUUCACGAGCCCGAGCUCGCGCGCAAGUUCGACGAUGACACUCCUUUUUGGAUCCAGCAGUUACAUCGGUAUCAACUUCAGGAGGAAGAGGAGAAUGGGGAGUGGACCGAGGGAGUCGCGGAUAGCGAGGCUGACGUCGAGGAUGUCGACGAAAGCUCCUUCCCAGACGCUGCGCAGCCGCCCCCGGGCGCUGUACCGGACCCGCGGUUAUCUUUCUUCCUGUCGCUUGGCUUUAGCUCCGUGCCUCCCAUGCCGGCAAACAAUCCGCGUGCUCGUAGCAUUGAGCAGCUUCAGGCCACCGAGAACCCAUGGAACCUCAACCUGCGCGAUCGCACGCGCCUAGCAAAGCACUGGGAAGAGGAGGUUCGGCAGAUGGCGUAUGCAGCAAACCUGGACGAGUUCGAGCAGCGGCGCAUCCAAUACCUUGAGGCAUGUCAGAAUUACGACAAUGUCAAGAAUGAGGUAGAGUUGACGAUCAGACCAUACACGCUUCAUUCACUUACGCAUAUGCAGUCCCGCCGAGAACUGCUCCGCCGUACCGAGCUCAUUGGUUGCACGACGACGGGCGCCGCGAAGCUCGUGUCCCUGCUCAACGCGAUCUCGCCAAAAGUUCUCAUGGUGGAGGAAGCCGGCCAAGUUCUUGAGGCGCACAUUCUCGCAUCACUCGUACCAUCCGUUCAACAUCUCAUUGAGAUAGGCGACCCACAGCAACUACGGCCCACCUUGGCAACUUACGGUCUGUCGAUGGACCAUUCUGUCGGUGGUCGCAUCUAUAAGUUCGACCGCUCGUUGAUGGAACGUCUCGCCGACAACGGUGCCCCCAUGUCUCUCAUCAAUGUCCAGCGGCGUAUGCGCACAAACAUCGCUGACUAUCCAAGACUGAUACUGUAUCCGACGCUGAGCGAUCAUCCCCUGGUCGAGCAGUACCCAGAUGUCCAGGGUAUGCGGCAGAACGUCUUCUUCUUUACCCAUACGCAUCAGGAGAAUGGUGAGAAGGACUCGGUCUCGAAGUUCAACAUGUUCGAAGUAGAAAUCAUCCGCGACCUCGUCAUCUAUUUCCUCAAACAAGGUCCUUACACCGGGAAGGGCGAUAUUGCCGUCUUGUGCGCUUAUCUUGGACAGCUGCAGAAGGUGCGCGCCGCGCUCAAGGAUGCGAAGCUCGCAGUCUCUUUGGACGAGAGAGACCAAGAACAGCUCGAACGUCAAGGGGGUGAGGAACUGGAGCCUGGCGAAUCAUUCGAGAAUGUCCAGGUGGCGAAGCAUAUUCGUCUCGGUACUGUCGACACCUUCCAGGGUGAAGAGGCCAAGAUCGUCAUCGUCUCGCUCGUCAGGAACUCCGGUGACUUUGCAGGGGACUCACCCAUCGGUUUCCUCAAGGUCGUGAACCGCAUCAACGUCGCUUUGUCAAGAGCAAAGCAUGGCCAGUACAUCCUCGGAAAUGCAGCGAAUCUCCGCCAUAACGCCACCUGGUCGAAGAUCUUGGACGAGAUGGAGGCGAAGGGCCAAGUCGGUACUGCGCUGCCUAUCGUAUGCCCGCGCCAUCCAGACACGACCCGCGAGAUCGACGGGCCCAAUCAGCUUCCGCUAGAGGCUCCGGAAGGUGGCUGCCUUGCUCGCUGUGACUAUCAGCUCAAGUGCGGGCACACGUGCCAGUCGGUGUGUCAUCCUGACCUUGAGAUGCAUGGUCGGAUGAAGUGCACAAUGCCUUGUCCCCGCAUCAAGUGCCCUCGACAGCAUCCUUGCCCUCGCGAGUGCGGACAGCCUUGCGGCGACUGCGAGUUCCCCAUGUAUAACGUACAACUCCCUUGCGGACAUGUUGCUGCGCGCGUCAAAUGCCACGACAUGGAGAACCUUGCUUCCGUCAAGUGCAGGGUCAAGGUCACGAAGCAAUUGCCCCUUUGCGAACACAGCACAAUGGUAGAAUGCUACCGCGAUCCCGCAAAAGUCAACUGCAAAGCGUGUCGCCAGCUUACGGCACCCCGAGCCAGCACCCGCGUCGAACGCACAAACCAUCAGAGCCACCCGUGCGAGCGCAAGCUAUACUGUCAACACCUUUAUAUGCUCGCGCCUGCCUUGCGACGAACCGUGCACGACGCGGUCGUGCAUCAUGCUAACGCACUGGGCAAAGUCUGCGGGGAAGCCUGCGACGAGCAGGCCUGUAUAGAGUGCUUCACCGAAGAUCAGAGGGCUCAGAUCGUCGUCGACCUCAUCAUGGGAGAGACGGCUGCCGAUCUCGACCUGGACGCUUCGGGCAUGAACAGUCGCAUCAUCACCCUCGCAUGCGGCCAUAUCUUCACUGUGGAAACGCUGGACGGCCAUUGCGGCAUGUCCUCGUUCUAUGAGGUCGAGUACGCUUCUGACGGGACAAUUUCGCGUUACGCCGAUGUGAAGGCACCGCCGGUCGACUAUCAGAAUCCGCCCUCCUGUCCUACGUGUCGAGGCCCGAUCACGGCGCGGCGGUAUGGACGUGUCGUCAAGCGUGCUCAUCUCGACAUUCUUGAGCGUAAUGUCGCCAGCUCCAUGUCCAAAGCGCUGGGCGCCGCGACUCACGACAUCGGCUCUUUGGACACUCGCAUGUCCGACCUCGAAGGUGCAGCCAAGACCCUCAAGAGCGCCCCAGCCAGCAAGGCGGGCGAGGAGCUGGACACAGCGCUUACCACAUGGCGCGCUGCACAGGACAACACCAAAGAGGACGAGCCGAUGCCGGCCAACCUGUUCGAUGUCAUGGUAGCACGAGGCUUUGGUAGCGAGGAAGCGAAGGCCUGGAGGAAGGUUGUGAAACCGUUGUUCGACGCGUACAAGAAGAUCGCGAAGGUCGCCGGGACGAAAGGCCCACACGUUCGCACGUACCAAGCAGCCCUCGCCACUCUGUACCGUCUCGAGCACGACGCCAUCAUUCGCGCUGGCGUAUCCAGUACUCCGGAGCCCGACGCCAUGCGCAUCGUCGACAAGAAGAUCGGGCAGCCGCCGCACAAAGCCGACACACGCUUCCAGGUGGACGCCUUCAUGUACUCCGUCGAAAUCCGCCUCCGCGUUGCGCAGGUUGGUCGCGCGCGCUACGACGCUCUCGGUAACGCCUCGGGAAGUGAUGAGCAGAAGGCGGUCCAUCGCCAGCUAUGGUUCACAUUCUUGGAGGUCGUCUACGCCAGUUGUUCUGCCGAUACAGCGAAGGCGCUGGAGAUGGCGAAUAGGUCUUGCGCGUCAAGACAGGCAGCGCGAUGCGCUCUGUUGGGCAUACGGGUCGACAUGGAGAAGUACCGCUUCUGUGUCUUCGUGCGACGGGAGACGCUACUUCGGUCGGAUAGAUAUCACGGCGAGCAACGCUCGAAGUUCGUACAGGACAUACGCGAUCAAGAGGCGAAAGCGCGCAGACAACUCUCGGUUGAAGAAAGCAAAUACGUCGCCGCUCGACCUUGUCGCACUGCGUCGGAACGGCAGGCCGAGCGCAAGUGGUACCAAGACAACUGCACCGCUAAGGCGAACAAAUAUAUCGAGGAGUAUGAGAAACUUGCGGAGCACAUCCAGAGCGACACAGCGUAUACGCCGCUCUCAACGUCGGAGAUGCAGGACAUCGUCCGCAGCAUGGGCUUCGGCUAUCGUGGACACUUCUAUAACUGCCAGAACGGUCAUACCUUCGUUAUCGGAGAGUGCGGAGGCGCAAUGGAGACGGCAAGAUGCCCCGAGUGCGACUGCCCCAUAGGCGGAUCGAACCACCAACUGCAUUCGUCGAACACGCGAGCGAUGGAGUAUGAGAACCUUGCAAGAGAGCAAGGCGGUCUUGACCCUCACUGGGAUUGGGGACGGGGUGCUUAG
Messenger RNA from Schizophyllum commune H4-8, 6555 nucleotides. RefSeq lists its product as uncharacterized. Gene Ontology annotation, molecular function: helicase activity. Gene Ontology annotation, biological process: regulatory ncRNA-mediated heterochromatin formation. The record is from RefSeq and is a predicted model, not a curated record. NCBI's taxonomy places the organism in Eukaryota, Fungi, Basidiomycota, Agaricomycetes, Agaricales, Schizophyllaceae. Bases 1 to 6555 code for a protein of 2184 amino acids. The transcript is spliced from 26 exons. Gene Ontology annotation, cellular component: nuclear RNA-directed RNA polymerase complex.